AUGACCCCCGAAUCAGCAGCCGCCGCCCGCGGCACAACCACACCGGCCGUCCCCUCGCGCAACGCCCUUCGGGUCCUGCGACGUUUGGCCCUCGCCGGAUCUACGGUGGGCGGUUUCUGUACCAUUGCGGCCGUGACCUACGAUGUGCACCGCCGGGUCACCAUCGCCGAACGCAUCGUCGAGAACAAGCGCGCCCUCCAUGCCUCCGCCCCCAACUACGAUGCCACGGCCGCCGCGAGGAGGCUUGCUCGCAUGAUGGAGGCCGCUGAGGCUGGCGAGUUCAUGGGGCUGGAGUCCCUGAAGGACCAGGAUCGCCGCGCUGCAUCACCGACAACACCAACACCGACGCCCACGCCAGAAGUGAUCAGUCCUCCGUCCGACCGCACAACAGCAACAGCAACAACAAGUUCUUUUCAGGACAUGUAUAUCUCCUUACCGGGCGGUGGUGGGUCGUCGCCCGCUUUGGCGGAGAAGCUGCUGAGAGAUACGAGACCGGGCCCGUUGAACCCGCAGAUGCAGACUCCUGGGCUUGCUGAUGGCCUGGGUUCUCUUGGCAGUAGCGGCAGUAGCGGCAGUAGCGCGAACGAGUUUCAAAAGGCCGCGCCCGGCACACUCGGGAAUAGUCUUACGGAUGAGAAGGCCCUGAUGGAUACUUUGGACAAUCAGCCGGUUACGUGGCAGAUGCAAUGGUUGCUGACCAAUGACCGCCCUGUGUACGCGGCGCAGUUGUUCCUCGACACGCACCCCGAGACACACCAGCACUUGGCUCCGCAACGACGGCAGCUGGCGGAGCAGGUGUUUUUCGCUAACUGCACGGCCGGGAAUGUGCAUCUGGCUCGGAAUGUCUUUGAGCGGGUGGAAGCGGUGGACCAGGUCUCCUUUGAGAUGUGGAGGACCAUGAUCCUGACGCUGGCGAAGAAGGGUGCCAUCGAAUCGGCGGCUGCGAUCUACACGCGCUACAUGCACAGGUUCAAGGCUUCCCCGGAGAUGAUUGACAUUGUGCUCCGCUGUCUGGUCGAGUCGCACCGACUGACCACGGCGAAAUGGUUCCUUCUCCGGAAUCUGCAGUAUGAUCGCGGCUGUGGCCUGUGCGGAGCGUACCUGACGGGACUCUGGAGGAAGACGAGAAGCAUAGAGCUGCUCAACGGUCAACUGAGCAAGCUGCUGCGCGUCCUCAUGCGUCUCGGGAAGAAGCCUACCGAUAAACUGUUCAAUCCGGUCAUCAAGGCUUACGUGGAAUUCGGCCGUCUCGCCGACGCCGAGGCCCUGGCGAACGAAAUGACGGUGAACCAUGGAAUCCCGCCUCGCUGCCGGACCAAAGGGCUCCUGUUGCUGGGCAAGGCCCUGCAGUGCGAUUGGGAGGGCGUCCGUGCCGGCUUCGAAGAAAUGCACAAACUCCGCUUGGUGUAUAGAGUGGCCGAUUUCAUCCCGGUCUUUGACCGCAUCUUCCUAGAAUACUGGCCGACGCACACUGCGGAGGAGAUCCGCACAUGGUUGUAUGGCUACCUGACCGAGUUCGAGAUUGUCCCCGAUCGGGUCCUGUACAAGCACAUUCUGGAGGCCUUGGUGCAGAAGGGCGACCGGGACAUGGUCUAUGAGUUUCUGCGCUUUGCUAAGGAACGCAAAUGGCCGAAGCUCAUCAAUGAAUUUGCAUUCCUGGAAAUGCUGCGAUCCCAGCGCCACGCGCUCGAGCAUUCGCCGAUCGGUUUCUGGCAGAUGCUGCAAGCCGCACGCAUGAAGUACGGCCAGGCCGCCGCGUCCCAGCGGAUUCUGGGGUAUGAUCAGCACUCGUUCCCGAGUCCGGAGGUGAACAAGAUGCCGUUCACCGAGGACUCCUUGCCCUUCUUCCAACGGAUGCAGCAAGAAACACAGACGUCGAGGCCGGUGGAUCAAUAUCAGAAAGUCCACCGGCUGAUGGUGCAUUACAUGCAUAACGGCAAAUUCGUCGAAGCGCUGAAGCGGUACGAGGCUGCCAAAGCUGCGAGGUUCCACUUCAAGCAGGUGCACGUGGAGCUGGCCGUCAUCGCUACCAUCAUUGAGAAGGGCAUCGAGGCCGCCCGAGAGCUGAUCGACUCCAACUGGAGGAGCAUUCGCAAUGUGACCCGGUUCCUCCCCCAAUUCUUCCGGCAGGUGACCGAGAUCGACACGGAGGCCACGAACGAACAUAUCAAGCUCGCCGUCUUCCGCUUCUAUGAGAUCUGCUCGUCAGGGAAGGACAUGACCGUCAAGCACCACAUGCUGGUUGCGCUCUGUCGGCGCCUGAUCCACGAAGACAAGCCCGACCUGGCCCUCGAGCUUCUGUCCGCGAUCUAUAUGUCCCGCUACCGGCACACCCUGGCCUUCGAUGGGCCUUGUCUGAAGAUGUUUCUCCGGGCGUUUACCCUGGCCGACAAUCCCCUGGGUGUGCGGUGGUGCCUCAUGACGGCGUUGACGUGGCCGAAGAUCGACACCGACUUCACCAUUGAAGUGCGGCGGAUCAUCGGGCGGUUGCGCCACCGCACGGAAAGCAAUCUCACCAACAUGCACUACAUGAUCGAACGCGAGGAAUAUCUCACCCACGUGGCCGACAUGGUUAUCCGGAAGGUCGAAGGCAAGGAUGCCUCCACAACGUCGGAUGUGAUCCACAACCCCCGACUCAAGCAAUCCAAGCGCAACAUCAUCAAGCGUCCCCCUACCGCGAUCAAAGUCUACCGACUGGAUGAAGUGGACAAGGCGGUCACCGAGUGGGACGAGGAAUAUGAAUUGCACGCCGCGCUGGGACAGAUCCAGAAUGUGCGCGUGCGGGCUAUUGCCAACCUUACGGAGGAGCAGUACCUGGAGCAAUACCUGGAGCACGGCCACCCUCUCCCUUUCGACUACUCUUCUUCCGUGUUGCAAACGAAAUAUGCCCUGCGCUCUCUUCCGAACUACCUCGUCUCGUCGAAUUUGACCCCUUUCGCCUUCUCCCAUCGCACAAUGGCCACCGCGGUCGCCAAUGGCCACGCCACCCCCUCCGCUGAUGCGGCCAGACAACGGAGACAGAUUCACCACGCCGCCGACGUCGUGAUUGUGGGCGCCGGGAUUCUUGGAUGCGCCCUCGCCGUGACACUGGGGAGACAAGGCCGGAGUGUGCUGCUACUGGAGAACUCGAUGAAGGAGCCCGAUCGCAUCGUGGGCGAACUGCUGCAGCCCGGUGGUGUCCAGGCCCUGGAGCAGCUUGGUCUUGCCGACUGCCUGGAGGACAUUGACGCGAUCCCCGUCGAGGGCUACUACAUCACAUACCACGGCCAGCCGGUGGAGAUUCCGUACUCGCAGGCCUCGCCGACGACGCCGCCGCCCCGGGGCCGCUCCUUCCACCACGGCCGGUUCGUGAUGAAGCUCCGCGGCGCCGCGCUGGCGUGCCCCAACGUCACGGUGGUCGAGACCAAGGCCACGGAGCUGGUCACAUGCUCGCACACCAAGCAGGUCCUGGGUGUCGAGUGCGUGACCAAGGACGGCAAGGCGGACUGCUACUUCGGCCACCUCACCGUCGUGGCGGACGGCUACGCCUCCAAGUUCCGCAAGCAACACCACGCCCGCACGCCCGAGGUGCGCUCGCGCUUCUGGGGGCUGGAGCUGAUCGACCCCGUCAUGCCCAAGCCCUACUACGGCCACGUGCUGCUCAGCGACGACGCCCCGAUCCUCAUCUACCAGAUCGGCACCCACGAGACCCGCAUCCUGAUCGAUAUCCCGGAAAACUGCCCCUCGGCUUCCGUCAAGAACGGCGGCGUCAAGGCCCACCUGCGCAACGUCGUCCUCCCCUCGUUGCCGGAAUCCGUCCGCCCCUCCUUCGAGGCCGCCCUCGAGAAGGGCCCGCUGCGCUCCAUGCCCAACUCCUACCUGCCCAGUGCGCGCAACCAGACCCCCGGGCUGGUCAUCCUGGGCGACGCCCUCAACAUGCGCCACCCGCUGACCGGCGGCGGCAUGACCGUCGCGUUUAAUGAUGUUGUGGUCCUGCGCGACCUGCUGAGUCCCGAGCGGGUGCCCAGCUUCAGUAACACCGAGAAGGUCAUCCAGCAGCUGUCCUCGUUCCACUGGCAGCGCAAGAACGGAUCCUCAGUCAUCAACAUCCUUGCAAUGGCGCUGUACAGUCUUUUUGCUGCGGACGAUGAACACCUCCGCGCCCUCCAACGCGGCUGCUUCCGCUACUUCGAACUGGGCAUGACGGCCGGCCCCGUGGGCCUGCUGGCGGGCAUGACCCAGAAGCCCGCCGUGCUGUUCGGCCACUUCUUCACCGUGGCCUUCCUGUCGCUGUGGCUGCUGGUCGCCGAGUCGCCCCUGUACAAACUGCCGCUGGUGCUGUGGCAGUGUGUCAUGGUGUUCUGGACGGCAUGCGUGGUGAUUUUCCCGUACAUGCUGAUCGAGGCUUUCUGCUGA
Aspergillus japonicus CBS 114.51 is the source of this 4395-nucleotide messenger RNA. Its product is annotated as pentatricopeptide repeat protein. Gene Ontology annotation, biological process: ergosterol biosynthetic process. Gene Ontology annotation, cellular component: endoplasmic reticulum; membrane. The transcript has 3 exons. Gene Ontology annotation, molecular function: protein binding; squalene monooxygenase activity; flavin adenine dinucleotide binding. The record is from RefSeq and is a predicted model, not a curated record. Lineage: Eukaryota; Fungi; Ascomycota; Eurotiomycetes; Eurotiales; Aspergillaceae. The coding region runs from base 1 to 4395 and encodes 1464 amino acids.